CAAAACCACCACAACAACAACACAAUGCACGCAAGUGAGUGCUGAGCGCCUGGGGCGAGAGUGCGUCGUCAUUUAUUCCCUUGAGUGUGAUCCGACGAGAUAGCCAACAAGAAGAGCGAGCCAAAGCCGAGACUAAGCAGGGAAGAGAAGACAAGACAACAAGCCCGACCAAGAUGGCUGCGGUUGGAGUUGGAAUGGCGCUGAUGGCGGCAAUCGCCGUCUUGACACUGGCGGUGGGAAGCAGGACAUGUGCUGCUUCUUCCGCAUCGGCAGCAGGAGCACCACCCGCAUCGUGCAACAGCACUACGUUGCGGGCGACGUUCGGACCACUCCCGCCGUUCCUGACCUUCACUUCCUGUGAGGACGUGGAUGCCAACGCCACGUGCACCGUGGGUUGUGAUGGAACGCAGCGCUACACGGGCACGGCCGCAACCCUGCGCUGCGAGAACAACGGCACCGCCUUCUUCUCUGGACAGCUCCCCAUCUGCCACCCGCCCUGCGUGUCUUCAAGCGAGGACGUCGAUGACAGCGUGGCUGCCAAAUGCAGUGAAGUUGCUGUGGGCGACUCCUGUGUCUGGGAAUGCACGCGCGGGUACCAGGGCGACAGCGUGCUCCGCGUGUGCGUCGCGGCAAACCACACCGCAUCUUCUUUUACGGGACAACUCCCCACCUGCGACCCGGUGCCGUGCUUUCUGUCCGUGGACAUGCAGGGCGAGGCGUACAACCUGGCGGACUGCGCCAUCGGGCAGCACCAUGGCGACAUCUGCACGGCAAGCUGCGCGACCGGCUAUGCUGGCCAGGCCACCACCUUUAUCUGCGAUGAUGGUUCCUUUGUCGGCCGCAUGCCUUCCUGCACACUGAAGCGGCCACGCAUGACAACGGAUGCUGGCUCCGUGUUGCUGGGCGUGUACGAUGAGCAGGCUGUCAACAUUGCCUACUUCACAGACGACAACACCCCAAACGCCAAGUCUGGCCGAGUGCUGACGGAGAGGGAGAUUGAGGAUAAGAUUGCGAGCGCGUUUGAGGUUGACCGUGACAAUAACCCUGUGGAGGAUGCCAUUGUGCAAGACAUUGACUCGUCCGGUGGAGUCAGGGAUGCUGUUCAACGUGUCAUCGAUGCAAACUCGCCAACUGGUGCCACCCUGACAAACUACCUCCAGUCAACAGAGCAGUCGCUCGGAAACAAGAUAAUGGAGGAAACGGAUGCGGUGGAGACGACGCUGCGAAGCGAGCUUGCAGGCAAGGCCAUGUCGCUGGAAACCCAAAUGGACAAUGCGCUGAAUGCUGUUGCAAACAAUAUGGAGGAGCUACAGCGGCAAGUCAGGCUGGACUUUGUCGAAGCCGCACACAACACGUCACAGCGCGUGUGGAGCGCAGCAACGUCGCUGGAGACGCAGUUCAACGCCGCCAUCACAAAUGUGCAGGCCGAGGUGACGCAAGUGUCCAACCAUGUCGGGGCCAAAGUGCCGAGCUUGGAGCAAGGGUUGCAGGGCCUGGCCGCUGAUAUUGGAGGUGUCGACAGUCGCGUUGCCGCCGUGUCCAACGCGGCCACCGCCAUUUCGGACCAGGUUAACCGCUGCCUGCGCACGUGCCCAGCAGGCCAAUAUGUCAGCAGCUGGUGCACGUCCACCUCCCCCAAUGCCUGCUCCCCGUGUCCAGCCGACACCUUCAGCCGCGGCACGGGCCUCGACACCACGUGUGCACCGUGUCCGCUGACCACCUGCCCUGCUGGGACAUAUGCGCAGUCGUGCAAUGCAGCGACAGGCGCGUCCCUUGGCUGCGCCACCUGCCCAUCCAACACCUACCAAGACGAAGACCAGCACGUUUUGCGCCAGUGCAAGCCUUGCAGCUGCCCCAGCGGUUGGCAGCCACUGGGCUCCUGCGUGCGGGAUCAACCCUUCAAGUGUGUGCAGAACUACAUUAGCGUGUUUGAUGGCGCUUGCGGCGCCAAUGCGUGGCUGCUGACGGGAAAGGCUGGUGGAUGUUACACAUCCAGCACUCACUCGGGCACAUAUGUCAGCAGUGGUGACAUUGGCGGUGAUGACUUUGAUGUGUACGCCACGGCGCGCGUGCGCUUUGCGGCCGGACGCUACCGCUUCUUCUGCAGCGCAGAUGACUGCUGCUGGAUUUCGCUCCGCGGGCCGACCAACGUCAGCCCCAUCAACCCAUCGAGUUGCAAUGGGUGCACGUCGUGCAGCGGCCACACCGCCUAUGCCAACCUUGCUGCUGGAGAGUACACUGUCAUGUACCGCGCCCACGAGCGAGGCGGCGGGUUCGGCAUGACCUUCUACAUUGAUCGCGCCUGAUCCAACGAAGCUACAGCGCCACACUUCAUCGUCCUUUCGUCCACCACCACAGCUCCACGUCUGCAGCAUCAUGUGCUGUUGUGUGAUGUAACCCUCUUUUCGUUUUUCCCCUCAUGCUUGUUGCCCUUGUUACGGAGAAAUCACACAGUGCUUCUGCUCAUGUAUGACUGGACGUCUGGCAUCCUUGUUCUGUUCGUUAUUCGUGUUUGAUCACACGCUACAUCGGUCUCCUCUUUGUUACCUACCCUUCAAGACACCGCCCGUUGGCACAUCUGUUCAUGUCUG
Salpingoeca rosetta is the source of this 2591-nucleotide messenger RNA. RefSeq lists its product as uncharacterized. The record is from RefSeq and is a predicted model, not a curated record. Lineage: Eukaryota; Choanoflagellata; Craspedida; Salpingoecidae. The transcript is spliced from 15 exons. Bases 174 to 2306 code for a protein of 710 amino acids.